Lycium ferocissimum is the source of this 1125-nucleotide messenger RNA. RefSeq names its product cold-regulated protein 28-like. The transcript has 5 exons. Bases 42 to 779 code for a protein of 245 amino acids. NCBI's taxonomy places the organism in Eukaryota, Viridiplantae, Streptophyta, Magnoliopsida, Solanales, Solanaceae. Gene Ontology annotation, biological process: regulation of circadian rhythm; response to cold. The record is from RefSeq and is a predicted model, not a curated record.
CUUUGAGAGAGAGAUCUUAACAUUUAACGGCACAUCGGAAAAUGGAGAGAACCUACCGGAGUAACUCGCCGGCGCCGGUGACUGAGAGUUUCACUGAUGAGUCAAACUCCGGCCAGUCUUCUUCUCUCACUCUUGAGAAUUUCAAAGAUGAUUUGAUUCACACUGCAAAUAAUGCUACCACGGACGAGUGCACAGGAUGGACAAAUGAAAAGCAUAAUACAUUUCUUGAUUGUCUUGAAACAUCGUUUGUUAAGCAGUUGCACAGAUCAAUGGUCUUGCGUGCUGGUUGUGUGGAACUGAAUAGGAGUUCCAGAACUUUGUCUAAAAAGCUGUCCUCCAACAAUGAUAAAGCUACUAAGCAGUUCACUGCUUGGCGAGAUGGAUGUUGGAAGAUCAAUAUUGAGAGUGACCAACCUGAUCUAUUGGUCAGGCAGGGUGAUGAGUACCAUCAUGUUACGGAUCUCCAAUUAUGUUCUAGAAUCUAUACCGAGGAAAAGCAAAGAAGAGAAAAGACGAUUUCCUCUCAUGGACUCGAAGAAAGAUCGGAUCUGCCCCUUCCCAUCCCUGCAGAACUUCAAAAACCAGUUAGCAGAAUUGCUGAAGGUUCAGGUCAGAAUUUUGCGGAUGAAGAUUCUGAAGAAAACUCGAGGAGCGAAAAGCUAAAGACAGCCAUGAUGGAUACUGCAGAUGAGCAAAUUGUUCCGACAGGGAAGUUUGAGAGUCUGGGAGUUGCUAACUCCAUGUUCCAGAUAAAGGAAGAAGUAAAUCUUGAAUGUUAGUAAAUCAACCACAUCUUUGUCCCAACUCCCAAGGUGAUGUGAGUUCCACUUUGAACGGCAGCUAAGGCAUAGUGUAACGCCGGAGCAACACUGCUUUACAAACACAAGCAUCUGCCAUCAAGCUCUUGUGUGUUUAAAGAGACGGCAUUAGACAAGCUUGAAGGUGCUGACUACUAAAGAUGAGUUGUGUUUUGCUGUAGAAAAAUGGGUCACUUUUUAGCUAAUACAGUAGUGACUAGGAAAAGAAUCUAUAUCACGUCUGCAUAGAGUUUCUCCUUUAUAUUAUAUUAAAUUUGUAAAUAACAUAUACUUAGAGAAGAGGUUAUGAGAUGAAGUUUGAGAAUUU